UUUCGCUCCAACUCCAUACAAUAAAAUCACAGCUGCUGUCCGGCGAAGGAAAGUUUCUACGAUCAUCAAGUUGCAUUUUACACCUUCGCGGGACAAGUUCGAGUAAAAAUAUCAUUAAAACUGCUGGCGUGGCGUUCUCGCUAAACACUUUGAGUGUGUACGUGUCGCAGCCUGCUUGGCCAACGUGCACGCAGCGAUCGGUAUAAGUGGAUCUAGGUCGCUGUGUGCCAGUGUCAUCAUCAUCAUUUCGGGCUGCGGCGUACGCGGCUAGCGACUGAGAUUUUUGCUGAAGCGCCGAGAGCUAUAAGUGAGAUGCUAUCAACUUUCAGUUUCGUCACAUGGCUGGCUGACAUUUGGCGACACGUGUGACUGUGAUAUUGCUAGUCCCGCAUACAGCUGUAAACACGUUUCUCACAGUACAACUGUGAUAUCGCAUAACACCGGUGUAUGUAGGCCUACGCGUGUGUAUAUUGUGUAAGGUGACGCCUUAUGACUGGAAAUUAGUAAUCGACGCUAGGCAGCAUCAGCAUGAGAGUGUACGUAAUCGCUGUCAUCGCCAUCUUCGCCUGCUCGCUCCUCGUCAUCGCCAGCUGUAAGAAGGCGACAACGCCGAGCGGCGACAGCGAGGACGACGACGUUGACGAUGAGGACGACGGGCAGGACCUGUACGAGGUGCUAGGAGUGAAGAGGACGGUGACAGAGAAGGAGAUAAAGAAAGCCUUCAGGAGGCUGGCGGUGAAACAUCACCCCGAUAAACACAAAGGCGAUGCAGAGAAGAAGGAUGCAGAGAAGAGGUUCAGGAAGAUAGCAGCUGCGUACGAGAUUCUCUCUGACAAAGAAAAGAGAGAGAAGUACGACAGGUUUGGCCACGAUGCGUUCAAGCAGCCACGGCCCGGCGGCGGUCCACCGCACGGGUUCCGCCCGCCGGACUUUGACUUCAAUGACUUCUACCGACACUUCGACGACAGCUUUAACUUCCGGCAGCAGGGCGGUCACCAUCGUGACGACCACGACCGUCACAGCUUCAAGUUCGGAAACAGGUUCUUUGAUUUUGAUGACCUGUUUGAUGACAUGGAUAAUGACGAUUUCUUCACUGUCAAUAUGAACCAUGGUGAUCCGUUCAGACCAGGUAACGGGUUCCACAACUUUGGUUUCGGCAACGGCUUUGGGCCGGACAUGUUUGAAGGCCCUCAUCCGCAUUCACCAUGGCAACAGCAACAUCAGCAACAAUCGUGGAUGCCUCAGCAACGCGACGAUGGCAAAUUCCACGCGUGGAGGGAGGCGGAGUUUAGAGAAGCCCACGAACCAUUUAGACGAGCACCACGUCAGCCCGACGACCAUCUGAAUAAGCACCAUCAGCAGCAUAGACAGACUGUACACGAAUGGCAACAGUUUAUGAAGCAGGACGGCCAUCACCAGCAGCACUGCAAGACGGUGACGAAGAGACAGGGAAAUACGGUGUCAACGUCCACGACGUGUAACUGAAGCCCGAAGCCAUACUUGGGAAACGCGAGUCGCUGCUGCAUGCAUGGAUGCGCGCCUCAUCCCUGAUGUAAACAACUUGUCGUGCUUCUGGAAGAGAGCGCUCCAUUGCAGCUCGAUCCAACAACAAACAAGCGCACGACACAGGGGAAGUGUGCGUAGGAUAUCUUCUUCCUAGCUUGCUGGCCGAUCUUCAUUCAAAGAAGAGACUUUUUCGUCGGCUCCUCUCGUGCGUGGAAACCAGCGUGCUAUAUAGGUGUGCGGCGUUCGGUCUACAUUGUACGUGGUUCUUCCGUUACACGCGCGCAUUCAAUGGAUUGAAAAUGAGGAAAAACGCGUUGCAGAUGUACGACGAUAGGUGGCAGCACUGAAUGCAUUCCGGACUCGUCAUUUUCAAAGCUGAUGUUUUUGAUGCAUCGGCUGUGAAUCCGCCCGCCGGCGAUUCUAAAGAAGCUUGCGCGUGCCUGCUGAAUAGUAGAACGUGUCAAUAGAAAGGGUGCUGUAUAAUUCUGUCGCUUCCUCCCUCCGCCUUAGACGGUCGAUCGGAAGUUACUACUGGUGGUCUUCCUUAGACGUUAGCCGUAGUCGCCCAUUUUAUCUACUGGUGCUGAUAUUCGUAUAGGCAAGGCACUGCUGUUAAAAAGAUGCUAAUAAAUUAUUUUGUUUCGUGCA
Messenger RNA from Priapulus caudatus, 2154 nucleotides. Its product is annotated as dnaJ homolog subfamily B member 9-like. Gene Ontology annotation, cellular component: endoplasmic reticulum. Bases 529 to 1485 code for a protein of 318 amino acids. The transcript is spliced from 6 exons. The record is from RefSeq and is a predicted model, not a curated record. Lineage: Eukaryota; Metazoa; Priapulida; Priapulimorpha; Priapulimorphida; Priapulidae. Gene Ontology annotation, molecular function: protein-folding chaperone binding; misfolded protein binding.